UGCAGGAUUCGAGUCCAGACACAAAAGAAGCAAGCUCUGUAAAGCAGCUGAAAGGGACCACAUUUUCCUAAAAAACAACUUGCCUUAGCAAGCACCAUGAGGAUAUCCUACAGCUUGAUUUGGACCCUUUUCCAAGUUUGCUGUGCACUGGAAGGCCCUAAUGCAGUGACAGCGCCCCUUGGUGGACCAGUGACUCUGCUGUGCAAAUACGGAAAGGGUGAUGAAAAAUUGGUCAAAUUCUGGUGCAAGGAAACUAAUAGGAGAAUCUGCUCCAGUGACCGCAUUGUCCGGACAACAGGCUCAGAGGCUGAGGUCAAGUGGAAAAGAAUGUCCAUCAAAGACAACCAUCUAUUUCACGAGUUCCUGGUGACCAUGGAAAACCUCACGCAGGAGGAUGCUGGGACAUAUCUUUGCGGUGUGGAGCGGAGUUAUGACAUCUGGCACAAGGUGGAAGUGAACAUUCUGUCAGAUGCUGGGGGUUCCACCCAUUUUAGAAGCACAGAACAAGCAACAGAAGAACCAGGAGGAGCGAGCAAUGUUCCUGAAAGCAUCCAGCCCAGCAAGAAUGAUUUUCUGCUCCUCUUGAAAAUUCCCAUCUUCAUAGCCAUGUUAGUGGCUUUAGUGUGGGUGCAUAUGUGCUACAGAAAAGGAAGAUGCAGCACCAGGAGCCCAGAGACACAAGAGGAGCUCCAAGCAGUCCCAUCGAAAGAUGUGGUGACUACAACGGCUUUGGAGAAGAGGGAGGAGGUUUCUUAUGCCACGCUGGCCUUUUCGGAUCAGAGGGAGCAGGCCAUCUAUGACAACGUUGCUCCCCAUGGCCAUGCCCUCCCACAACCCCGAACGCAGGAGGAUGACCACACACAUUUUCAGUUCACCGUGAGGAUGGAGGACCUCACAGAGCAAGAUGCUGGUGGAUACUGGUGUGCCAUAGAAAGAUCUGGGAAAGAUCAUGGAACCCUUGUAACUAUUACUGUUCUCCCAGGUUCAUGGACUUUGACUGGCCCUCGCAAAAUGGACAGUUCUGUAGGAGGCUCACUCUCUGUGAUCUGCAAUUAUACCAAAGGCUAUGAGAAGAACGCAAAGUUUUGGUGCAAAGUGGAGCCAGGCUUUUUUCUUGAUAGCUGUCCAGUACUAAUUGAAUCAGGAUCCAAGGAUGAGACAAGGCAGGGCAAUAUCUAUAUCAAAGAUAACAAGGAAAAGCACUACUUUGAGGUGACCAUGGACAAUCUGAGAAUGGAAGAUUCUGGGAUUUAUAAAUGUGGCAUACAUCGUACGGUGUUUAUUGAUAUAAAACAUAGAGUUACAGUGAAUGUUAUGUUUACAGUUCCAGAAGAAAGGCUGCCAAAUACUAAGCCAGAGGAAAGGCUGCCAACUACUAAGCCGGAGGAAAGGCUGCCAACUACUAAGCCAGAGGAAAGGCUGCCAACUACUAAGCAGGAAGAAAGAGUGUCAGCUACGAAACACCCAGAAUCUGACCCUCCUAUCAAGGGAACAGUUAAAUCCAAUCCCGGCCCUGCUCACACAGGGCCCCGCAAUUCACAACUGUACAUCCUGAUAUAUUCCAGCAUUCCACUGCUUGCUCUUCUACUUACAAUCGUGGUGGUGGCUGUUGUGUCAAGGUGCAAGAGGACAGGAUCAUGCUUGGUGAGAAAAAAAGAAAGACAAGUAUCAAACAUGGCUUUGGAGAAGAGGGAGGAGGUUUCUUAUGCCACGCUGGCCUUUUCGGAUCAGAGGGAGCAGGCCAUCUAUGACAACGUUGCUCCCCAUGGCCAUGCCCUCCCACAACCCCGAACGCAGGAGGUAAUCUACACAGAAGUGGCAAAGUAGUCUGACCGUGGCCAGUAGCAUCGUGCACCAGGGACUGACACGCCUCCACAACCUGUGCCUUAUGUGAUCGGCCAGCGAGAGAGGUCCCAUUUGCGCGGAAGAGGCAUGGCUGCACGCAGAACAACCUCGGGGGCCCAGGGAAAGUCGGGGCUGAAAAGUGAGGGCAGGGGCCUGUCUCCACAGACGUUGCUGCUGCUCUGCCUAAAUGUUAGGGCAGAUCCCCAUUCUUCCUGUCCUACAGGCAGGGCGGAUA
This is a messenger RNA of Varanus komodoensis (Komodo dragon), 2080 nucleotides long. Its product is annotated as polymeric immunoglobulin receptor-like. The record is from RefSeq and is a predicted model, not a curated record. Gene Ontology annotation, molecular function: transmembrane signaling receptor activity. Bases 97 to 1827 code for a protein of 576 amino acids. Gene Ontology annotation, cellular component: plasma membrane. The transcript is spliced from 12 exons. Lineage: Eukaryota; Metazoa; Chordata; Lepidosauria; Squamata; Varanidae.